Messenger RNA from Formica exsecta, 755 nucleotides. Its product is annotated as integrator complex subunit 1-like. Gene Ontology annotation, cellular component: integrator complex. The record is from RefSeq and is a predicted model, not a curated record. The transcript has 3 exons. NCBI's taxonomy places the organism in Eukaryota, Metazoa, Arthropoda, Insecta, Hymenoptera, Formicidae. The coding region runs from base 151 to 744 and encodes 197 amino acids. Gene Ontology annotation, biological process: U2 snRNA 3'-end processing.
UCUUGCGAGGAUGGACAUCAGACUCGAUCUACUUUUACAUUGUAUAUCCACUGAAGAUGAUUUGAUCUCCAGUGUAGUUAAUUACUUAGCGGAACGUAUAAUGGACAACACGGACGAUUGUACUUAAUUUUCAGCUUAGACUCGGCGGAUAUGGCGCAUCAGUUUUUGCUACACAUGUAUAUGAAAAUUCCGAAAGUUAUUUGCUAUCUCGACACUUUCCAAGCGAACAAAUUCGUCAAAGGAGCGAAGAUAACCGAUUGGACGGGCUCAGUGCUCGAUUGCAUGAGCCAUUGUUUAUUGACUGCGUUGGCGGCGACCCCGAGGCAAAAAUCCUGGAACGCCAAGUCCCAAGAAUUUGAACUCUGCGCGAGAAAAAUGGCCGCGGUACAUCCUAUACUAGUGCUACGACAAUUGCCGAUGUUGGCAUCCUCCCUGAUGGGAAGAUGUUAUCUUGAUUUCGGUCAAUUUAGAUCCGGCCACCAUUUAAAUCUCUUCACUCAAGUAAUGGGGCUACUGGAGCUGUUGCAACCACAUUUGUUUAACGAGCAGCACAAAAUUCCCUUGGAAAACACAUUGGGAAAUUACUUCCAAUGCUUUCAGAAUUACGGCCAUGUGAAAGACCUCAGCUCCUUGUUGAACAGAUUCGUAAUAUUAUUACAGUCAUACAUAUCACAUGAUCCACAACGAGCAUUGAAAUAUCUACACAAGCAUGCACAAAUUCUGCAGUAUGUUGCUUUCUGUUAAAAUGCACAUAU